AUGCAGCCAACUGCAUUGUCUCGAUUCAGGCUGUUCAACGUGCUGGCAGCGGCCGACGACGCCACCAGCCCAGACGCGCUGGCGGCGGUGCAGCAGCUGGACGCCCUGAUUGACACACUGAUGUCCAAGAAGAAUCCACAGGACCUGGCCCAGACUGUGGCUGAGAACAUCAUGAGCUUUGACCAGCGGUUUUGGCUGCGCCUGGCAACCCGCAGCGACGCGGCGAGCGACGAGGAGCAGAAGCAGCAGCUGGCGGCGCUGGCCAAGGUGGUCAUGCAGCUGGUGGACAGCGUGGUGAGGCGCACCAACGAGCAGCUCACUGAGUCCACCUCCCUGCUGCAAGACAUCCUCAAGGCUGCUGCCGACCCACAGACGGGCGAGUGGCAGCUGCCGCUGGGGCCGGACAAGCUGGAGGCGAUGCGGGGGGUGAUGGUGGCCAACCCUGCGGCCAUGGAUGAAGGCCUGCUGGCUGCCUGCUACUCGUGGAUGCGCAAGGCCUCGGAGGACAAGCUGGAUGGCAUGGUGGCGCUGCUGCAAAAGGUGCUGCAGAUCUAUGCCUGCCAGCAGCUGGGCACGCCGCAGGCGGGCGGCGACAAGCAGCGCGGCGGCGGGGACGCGGCCGUGGAUGAGCUGCUGGCUGCUGACGAGGCGCUGUGGACGCGGUUGAUACGCCAGCGCGCCGACGAGGGCAGCAUCAGCGAGCCUGCGUUCAUGGAGGCGCUGCAGCGGCGCAUGGAGAGCGUUGUGCUGGGGCUGCCCAGCGGCUCCUAUGCGCAGCGCGUGCAGGCAGAGUACCUGAAGGAGCUGGAGGAGCGGGCCAAGGGCGCCUUUGCAGACCUGGCGGCGGAGGGCAAGACCGCGUGA
Chlorella variabilis is the source of this 864-nucleotide messenger RNA. RefSeq lists its product as hypothetical. The transcript is spliced from 6 exons. Bases 1 to 864 code for a protein of 287 amino acids. Lineage: Eukaryota; Viridiplantae; Chlorophyta; Trebouxiophyceae; Chlorellales; Chlorellaceae. The record is from RefSeq and is a predicted model, not a curated record.